Messenger RNA from Gymnodraco acuticeps, 3946 nucleotides. It is a transcript of the gene tcf7, whose product is annotated as transcription factor 7. Bases 332 to 2029 code for a protein of 565 amino acids. Gene Ontology annotation, biological process: canonical Wnt signaling pathway; regulation of transcription by RNA polymerase II. The record is from RefSeq and is a predicted model, not a curated record. Gene Ontology annotation, cellular component: beta-catenin-TCF complex. The transcript has 13 exons. Gene Ontology annotation, molecular function: DNA-binding transcription factor activity, RNA polymerase II-specific; RNA polymerase II cis-regulatory region sequence-specific DNA binding. NCBI's taxonomy places the organism in Eukaryota, Metazoa, Chordata, Actinopteri, Perciformes, Bathydraconidae.
AAUCGUAGGCUCCAACCCCCCAACAAGUCAUCGGACCUGUCAAUCAUCCGGUCGGCGCCCUUUGAUGUCGGGACUCCUCGCCUUGUCUUGGGCUCAAAUGAGCUGUUUGCUGUUGUAGGGAAACAUUAGUCUCCUCUAAAGCAGCCAGCCGGGGGGACGAGAAAUCUCAACUUUUUUUCCCUUGUAUGUGGUUGGGGUUUCUACACUUUUAGAGGCGCCCCAGACAGAGGAGAGAAACUCCGUACAUUCUCUUUAUUUAUACUUUUUCUUUUUGUUGUUCGUCUUUUUUUAACUUAUUAAACAUCCGCAAAAGGAGGUGGGAGAAGUAGACAUGCCUCAGCUCAGCAGCGGCGGCGGGGACGACCUGGGAGCGAAUGAUGAGAUGAUAGCGUUCAAAGACGAAGGGGAGCAAGAGGAGAAAAUCCAAGAAAACGCGUUUACAGAGAGAGACCUGGCCGACCUCAAGUCCUCUCUGGUGAACGAGUCGGAAAUAAAUCAAAGUCCGAACUCAGCGGCGGUGAGACGGGGACAGCAGGGCGAGCAGAGGGGCUACCAAGAAAAGCACCGGGAGCAUCACGACGGAGUGUCGAAGCACCAAGAUGGAGGCAUGUACAAGACGCAGGCGUAUCCGGGGUAUCCAUUCCUGAUGCUGCCUGACCCCUACCUCCCCAACGGCUCCAUUUCUCCAUCUUCCAACAAAGUGUCGGUGGUGCAGCAGUCUCACGGGAUGCACCCCCUGACGUCACUCCUGCCCUACAGCAACGAGCACUUCAACCCAAGUCCUCCACAUCUGCCCACAGACAUGAGCCAAAAGACAGGCAUUCACAGGCACCAGUCCCAGGACCUCUCGGGCUAUUACUCCCUCCCUCCAGGCGGCGUCGGACAGAUCAGUCCCUCCAUGGGCUGGCAGAGUCAGCCCGUCUAUCCCUCCCUCCCCCCCUGCGGCUUCAGGCAGCCCUACUCCUCCAACCUCUCCAGCGCCUCCUCCUACUCCAGGUAUCGUAGCCUGCUGGGCGGACCAAGCCAGAUGCAGCCAAGAAAGUUCCCUCACUCUCUGAUGCUUGGCCCAUCAGGCAUGCAUCCCACAGGGAUCCCCCACCCAGCCAUAGUGCCCCCUUCAGGCAAACAGGAGCACGAUCAUUAUGACAGGAGCAUGUACAUGAAGCCGCAGGUGGAAGCCAAGCGGGAGAAGGAGCCCAAGAAGCCGGUCAUCAAGAAACCCCUGAACGCCUUCAUGCUGUACAUGAAGGAGAUGAGGGCGAAGGUCAUCGCAGAGUGCACAUUAAAGGAGAGCGCCGCCAUCAAUCAGAUCCUGGGACGAAGGUGGCACGCACUGACCCGGGAGGAACAGGCCAAAUACUACGAGUUGGCCCGGAAAGAGAGACAACUCCACAUGCAGCUCUACCCCACCUGGUCUGCCAGAGACAACUACGAGGCGGGCCUUAGCGGGGUCGCAGGGGAAAAGAGUAAAGCUGAUUGGGGCAAAAAGAAGAGGAGAAAAAGGGAGAAGCUGCAGGACUCCAACACAGACCCGGGCUCUCCUAAGAAAUGCCGGGCUCGCUUCGGCCUGAACCAACAAACGGACUGGUGCGGUCCCUGCAGGAGGAAAAAGAAGUGCAUUCGCUACCUUCAAGGAGGAGGCUGUCCCAGUCCAACUUCUUCAGAUUUAAGUGCCAUAGACUCUCCCCCCUCCCACUCCCCCUCCCCCACCCGCCACCACCUGUACCAGCAGCACCAGCUCCCCCCCUCCCCGGGCUGCUCCCCCCCGCCGCCGCCCCCCGGCUCUCCAUCAACACACCUCCCACUGUCUCCGCCGACACACACACGCUCACAUACGCGCUUACCCCCGCUGCAGACCGCCAGCAAGCGCGGAGACCCCCGUCAGCCCAAACACAGCUACACACACACCUCUACACACACCUACACACACCUGGACCUGAGCGGCAGGGCCUCACACGGAGACACGGCAACGCUGUCCGUCGCCAAGGCAGCAGGACUUUCUCUCAAAGUGCUAACAGAGUCGCAGUGAUUCCUCCAGAGCCACCAAGAGCAUCAUCUCUCCAAUCAUCUCAUUUUUAACUAUAUUAUGUGCUCCUUUUUGUUAAAUAAAACUAAAGAAGAAGACUGAGGGUGGUGCAGCGAAGAAGAGGAAGCCAUGGAGUAAAAUUACUGGCUGUGUCUCAGUUCAGGGGUUUCUCCACACCCGUUUCAAGACAAAAUACAUCAGUAACAGAUCACUGAGGCCUUUUACUAAUCUUCUUUAAAUGAUCAAUUAUACAAUCAAGCAUCCAGGCAAGCUAAAAGUCUGGACAUUUGGGAUAAUAAAAGGUUAUCUGAUCUUAUUAUUGGUCAGAUGUGUGGUAAAUCAUACCAGCCUGCACAUGUUAGUUAGCUUAACUACUAACCUUAUCAUAAUUUACAGUUUGGUCAAAAGUUUGACUUUUCAAUAAUUUCUACAACUCUUAUUUUUCUGUGAUAGUGAUUGGAGCACAUACUACUGUGUCACAAAACAAAAUCAUGAAGUUUGGUUCUUUUAUUUUUGUGAUUUUUAAGUGGUAUGUGCUCCAAUCACUCUAUCACAGAAAAAUAAGAGUUGUAGAAAUGAUUGAAAAGUCAAGACUGUCAUGAAAUACAUGUUCUUUACAAAUGUAUGUAAACUUUUGACCACAACUGUAAAUGCGUGACUUCACGGUCAUUACCUGAGUUGUUUUACACGUGUGUUGAACCCACAAGUGUUACAGAGUCUGAUGCUAAGCUCUGGAAGAAGAGCUCGGCUUUAGAGCCUCGUUGUUGGAGGAUCCCGCCCGAUUGGGCUCUCCGCCACGUACCAAAACAGUUCCCGUUAUAAAGAGGCAGGCCUGCAGUGGAGGCAGUUAUUCUGGAGUUGUUUGGCUCCAUCUGCUGCAGCUAAACUAAAAUACUUCCUUUUAGGAUACCUGUUGAUUUUAGAAAUACAAAUCCUAAGCCCCACUCAGUGCUUUCUUCUUACCCUGUGCUUUGACCUAAAUGACAAUCACAAACUAAAUGUCUUUACAGGACAUUUACACUUUCCUUCAAAUCAGAUCCGUCUCUUGGACACAUCAUCCAUCACCAUGACUCAGACCAGCCGAGGGGAGACAAACACCAGCAGAACCUCGAAAGAGUGUUCAUUUAUUUUUAAUCAACUCGACUUCAUUUUCAUUCAAUUUCCAAACAUUUUAAAGCUACCUUUUAAACAGUUUAAAAAAGGUCUCACAUGACAGCCUCCCCACCUGCAAGUUACAUUUUUAGGCACUUUCAGUCUCUCACUAUAUCAACCGUUACAUUUUUCUCCUGUUUUUGAUAUUUUUGUAUGAGGUUGUGAUCUUUAAAAGGUCAGAAGCUGGUGGGGAAACCCUUUGGUUGUUUUCCUUUGACUCAAUAUUUUUGCAGCUCCAUAAACUAAUCUGAGACCAAAUGGGUACUAUUAUAUUGUGUUGUAAAGUUUUAUAAAUGUUGGAAUUCCCUAUUAUAAUUAAACUUUUAUAUGUUUUUAUGUAAAAAAAAAAAAUACAUAACAAAAAAAAGAAGAUUCUUUUAGUUUCUACCAUUUCUUAAAGCAAUACAUUUUGUCCUCUUGUGCAGCGUUAUGCGUUUUGUUUUGAUCAAGUGUUACUGCAGCAGCGUUCAAAUGAUACCUUCUCAAUCUGUGCAUGUUCCAACUUCAGUGUAACAAUAAUUGAUUUCUGACUGAAAAGGCUUUAAGUUACCGCUCUGCUUGCCGCUUCAACGGACAAACUAAACUUUGUACAGCAAAACUGUUUUCCUCCAGCAGAGAGAGCUCUUGUGCUAGAAAUAGCUUGUUUGAUUUUGAGGAUGUCUACAUCAGUAGUGGGAACACCUCAAAGAUGUCUUCUGUAUUUUUUACACCUCUGAUGUAUUACUUGUUUUCGUUUGAUGUAUUAAAGUGUUUUGAAUAUUUCAAAAA